AUGACUGCCGAGUCCAUCAACGACAUGAACCAGAGCUCCAUAAUGAGGCGGAGGAGCAUGCCACACGCAUACGCUGAUGGCGCCCCGCCCAUACCGCGUCGCAUGUCUACUGCCACCUCUGGCGACACCAUGACUUUCGGCGGAAACGUCGGUAACCUAUCUAGCUACCACUUCGGCGCCCAGCCCCCCAUGCCCCCAGGUUUCCCAACUGUCGACAACGCACACCUCGGCAUGCCGAACCAGAUGCCUACCUACAUGACCGAUGGCUCGGGCUACACCUCCAUGUCACCCGAUUUAAUGGGCAGCAUGAUACCUUCCACCUUUGCUAACAUGAAUAUGGAGACCAUGGGAGUCAACCCGCAUGCCAUGUCCAUGUUCCCUCCCGCUGCCAGCGCGUCCAUGGGACCCUCCUACGCUCCGGCUCAGCUGGAUCCCGUAACCAACGACUUCUCCAUGUCCAUUACCUCGGACCCCGUACCCCUGAGUACCGCCCCGCCGCCGCCCUCGACCGCCGCGGGAUCCAUGAGUGAAGCGGCUGAGAGUCUGAUGACGUCGAGCCACGCCUUCGCGCCCCUUGGCACCCACACCCCCCAGGACCAGUCAUCUUCGGUAGCAGGCGCCGGCCUUGAACCUCCCGUGUCUUCAUACAGACAGAACGUCCCGUCGCCACUUUCACAGCAAGCUGUUUCGGCAUCUUCCUUCAACACGGCAGACACCCAGCGCACGGGCUCCACCUCCGGAUCCAAUACACCAGUAAACGGUCCUGCUCCCCGGCCUGUCCUGAGCGAACCUGACAAGGAGAAAAACAUCUAUUCUAAGAGCGGUUUCGAUAUGCUCAAGGCAUUGUGGCUGGUGGCGACUCGCGAGGACCCAAAGAUCCAUCUGGGCGCUGUCGACAUGUCAUGCGCCUUUGUCGUCUGCGAUGUCACCAUGAGUGACUGCCCUAUCGUCUACGUGUCGGAUAACUUCCAGAACCUCACCGGCUACAGUCGCCACGAGAUCGUCGGCAAAAACUGCCGCUUUCUCCAGGCCCCCGACGGCAAGGUCGAGGCUGGAUCGAAGCGCGAGUUUGUCGAUGACGGCGCCGUCUUCAAUCUCAAGACCAUGAUCCAAGAAGGUCGUGAGGUACAGCAGAGCCUCAUCAACUACCGCAAGGGCGGAAAGCCCUUUCUCAAUCUGCUCACCAUGAUCCCCAUUCCUUGGGACACCGAUGAGAUUCGGUACUUUAUCGGCUUUCAGAUCGACCUGGUCGAAUGCCCUGAUGCCAUCGCGUCUGGCCAGGAACUUGGCCGCGUCCAGGUCAACUACAAGCACAGCGACAUUGGACAGUACAUAUGGAACCCACCGACGUCGUCCCAGUGGGAGCCCGACAACAGCCAGACGCUCGGCGUCGAGGACGUGUCGACGCUUCUACAGCAGUUCAAUCCCAAGGGUCUCUCUGAUGUACACAGGCAGUCGUGGGACAAGAUGCUGCUGGAGAACUUGGACGAUGUUGUCCACGUACUCUCCCUCAAGGGCCUGUUCCUCUACCUAUCACCCUCUUGCAAGCGCAUCCUAGAGUACGACACUUCUGACCUCGUCGGAAACUCCCUGUCCACCGUCUGCCACCCAUCCGACAUUGUGCCGGUGACGCGAGAGUUAAAGGAAGCCUCGAGCGGUAGCCCUGUCAACAUCGUAUUCAGGAUACGACGUAAGAACAGCGGAUACUGCUGGUUUGAGAGUCACGGCUCGCUGUUUGUUGAGCAAGGAAAGGGCCGCAAAUGCAUCAUCUUUGUUGGGCGCAAACGUCCCGUCGUUGCCCUGAGCAGACGGAGCCUGGAAGCCCACGGGGGUAUCGGCGAUAGCGAGCUGUGGACCAAGCUGUCCACCUCAGGCAUGUUCCUCUACGUGUCGUCGCACAUCAGGCCGCUUCUAGACCUGCAGCCGGAGGCGCUUGUCGGCACGAGCAUACAGGAUCUCAUGCGUAAGGAGACGCGGGCCGAUUUUGGGCGCUCUAUAGAAAAGGCUCGCCGAGGCCAGAUUGUCACCUGCAAGCACGAAGUCCAGAACCGUCGCGGCCAGGUCCUGCAGGCGCAGACAGUUCUCUACCCGGGCGAUGCCCUGGAGGGAGAGAAACCGUCAUUCCUGCUGGCGCAGACGCGGCUGCUCAAGGUCUCGUCGCGGAGCAUUGCCCCCGCGGGAAGUGCUAAGUCGGGCUCCGUCGCGGCCCAUUCUGACACACAGAAGCCUGCUCACGGCCAGAUCUCGCAACCGGCGGGUGCGCAGGUCGGCCCUGGCAAUCAGGAUGUGGCGCUGGCGUCGGACGACAACAUGUUUGACGAGCUGCGCACGACCAAGUGCUCCAGCUGGCAGUUUGAACUCAGACAGAUGGAGAAGAUCAACCGGAUCCUGGCCGAGGAGCUUGGAGGGCUCCUGUCCAACAAGAAGAAGCGGAAGCGGAGAAAGGGCGUGGGCAACAUUGUGCGCGACUGCGCCAACUGCCACACGAGGAAUACACCCGAAUGGCGACGCGGGCCCAGCGGGCAGAGAGAUCUGUGCAACAGCUGUGGUCUACGCUGGGCGAAGCAGACCGGAAGGGUUUCACCACGCAACUCUCGCGGCGGCAACACGGUAGACGGGCAGAGCAAGAGGUCCAACUCUCCCGCUUACUCGUCACCCCUGCACCGGGACAUGUCCAGCAACUCACCCAACCCAGCAAAUGCUGCUGGCACCGGCGGCAGCAGCGGCACAGGUGCAGACGGCAACAUGCUUAACUCCACACCGCUGGCGGGGAAAGUCUCGGCGGUGACACCGAUGACGGCCGCGAGCGGAGCAGCAUCAGCUUUGGUGUCAGCGACUAUGCCGCCGCCUAGUCAGUCAUCCAUGACUGGUUCCGGGCCUACCGGGGGGCAGUCCAUGACUUCUAUCCGCGAGGAGCACGAGCAUAGCCAUGCUGCUUGA
Messenger RNA from Geosmithia morbida, 2940 nucleotides. Its product is annotated as PAS fold. Gene Ontology annotation, cellular component: nucleus. The record is from RefSeq and is a predicted model, not a curated record. The coding region runs from base 1 to 2940 and encodes 979 amino acids. Gene Ontology annotation, molecular function: sequence-specific DNA binding; zinc ion binding; protein binding. The transcript has 2 exons. NCBI's taxonomy places the organism in Eukaryota, Fungi, Ascomycota, Sordariomycetes, Hypocreales, Bionectriaceae. Gene Ontology annotation, biological process: regulation of DNA-templated transcription.